GGGAAUACUUCAUUCAACCUCAUUAGAACAGCUUUCAGGAUAGUACUUCUGUAGGCUGAGGAACACCCAGAACAAGGUGCACAAUGUCUACUUCCACGGAUGUAUGGCACACUGAAGACUCUCUCCCUGAGGAGACUUGCUCUCGUGUAGAAAGCUCUGACGGGAGCUCAGAUGGAGGUCUGGAGUGCACAAUCUGCUUCAGUUCCUAUGACAACACCUUCAAGACUCCCAAGUUGCUGCAGUGCCAGCAUGCCUUUUGCUUGGAGUGUCUGGCCAGACUGGCAGCCAGCACACCAGCUGACCAGUCCUCUGAUAUCAUCUGCCCACUUUGCAGGAGCCAGACAGCGUUGCCUGAAAAUGGAACUCCUGCCUUAAAAACAAGCCAAGAGCUACUCGCUCAGCUCCCACCUCAGCUACAACUUGAAGAACCAGUAUGGGUGGAAGGCAAGAAACUGUGCUGCAAGAACUCAAAAGAGCCUGGUAAUUCUGACUUUUGCAUCUGUAUUGACAUUGGUGAAACAAAACCAGAAAAUGCAGCUCCUCCUGCCACAGUAAUAGACAAUAGACUACUAAAUUGCUUCGGUCUCCUUGGUGACUGGAAGAGACUAGUACUAUUUAUACUCGUACUCAUAAUUUUCCUUGGCAUUGUGUUAUGGCCACUCCGAUGUGCAAUUGCCACACAAAAUCUAAGCUGUGCUCGCAAUCCUCCUCCAACAUCUGCCCCUGUCAAUACUACAAGAUAAUCAUAGGGGCAAGUUUUUGCAUGUGGAGCUGGUGUUGCAUGACAUCUGAGCAUUCUGCUAUCUGUUAAACUUGGAAGAUUCACAACCAGUCAAGUGAUUCACCAAACACUGCAAGAAAUAAUAUCCAACUUGGUAUAAGUUAAGGGUUCCAGAACUCUCAAUUAAGACUUGUGCAUGCAAUGCACUGUGCAGCUAACAAACUGAACAGGUUUAAUUAUCAAAGGUGGUCAAGCAAAUGAGGAACUAAUGGUUAGAGAACAACUGGAACUUUUGAAGCCAGUCAGUUGUCUACAGUAACUUUCUUUUGGAGGGGGUAAAACAAGUCUGCAAUUUUUAGUCGGAAUACAUGCUACAAAAUAUUCAGUAUAAAUGAAGUUCUGGCAUUCUUAUUUGAAUAGAAAUUUGAGCACUUACUGAAUUGUUAAUAGAAAACACUUUUUUUUUCCUGUCACAAGUGGCUUUCAUGUACCCCUCAUUAGUCAGUGACUUUUCUACUGUAAAAGUAGAAAGACUUGUACAAAAAUCCUUUUUUAACAAGUCACUGACUAACCAGCAAAGCCAAUGACUAGUUUGUGGCAGUUAACACUUUUCUUAAACUAAAACAAUUAAUUUGUUUAGCUUAACUUUCACUACAGUUCACUCUAAUGCUUCCUUUUGGCAAUGACUUUCUUUUCCUUGGAAGUGAUUAAUUAAUAAGUCCACUGGAUUAAUCUAGCAACAUGCCUAUUUUAGGGUAUUGUGGCAGUCCCAAUUUUGUCACGUGCACUUUCCUUGCCCUGCAACAAUUCAUAAAUAUUCCCAAAAUUCAAUAUUACCAGAAAUUUUAGCAUAUGUAGCUUCACUUUUUUUGUUAAAAAUGCAAAAUCCCUUUAUCUAUUCCAGUUAUGAAUCAUAAUUAUUUGCUUGCACUAGAAAUGAAAGUAAUCUGUUCAACCCUUGUUUUUUUUUUCUCUCACCUAUUUGGCACAAGUGCUCUUAUCCCAGCUGCAGUAAGGACAACUCCAUAAUUCUGCACAUCACCAUCUGAAGUGUGUGGGGUCUGUCUUUGCAAUCAAAGCAAUCUGCUCUUGAUACCUGAAUUAAGUCCUUUUUUGAUGGUUGGAUAAAUUUAACCAGUGUCCUUUAGAAUACUGGCCAAUUGUAUCAAAUAUCAUUUUUGUACUAGUGCAUGGACUUGUAGUAAAAGCUUCAUUACACUAGUAAGUGGUCUUUCUCAUUAGAGACAUCUUUACCAGGUUAGCAAUGAAUUUAACUGAAGCAAUACUCACAAUUACAGGUAAAUGCUAAUCUCUCCAAUGAGGUUAUUACAUUCUUUGAAUUGCUUCAGUGAAGCUCUAGAAAUGCCAUACCUUUUCUCAGUGUUAAAUAGGACAUUGCAACUGUGAACUUGUUUUUACUUUUGAAAUUGUAAAUGCAAUAUCUGUACUCUGCCAGAUUUUGAGCUGAGUUCAUUCCCAUUUUUGUAAACAUAUUAGUGAGAAUUCAAUGUGUCUUUAGUGAACAGAAGAAUCAUUUUAACUAUGUCUGCAACUAAUAGGUUAAUAAUGGUGUUCUAAAUUUGUGCAAUUGAAAGGUGAAGUACAA
This is a messenger RNA of Hemiscyllium ocellatum (epaulette shark), 2327 nucleotides long. Its product is annotated as RING finger protein 223. The record is from RefSeq and is a predicted model, not a curated record. Gene Ontology annotation, biological process: protein ubiquitination. Bases 84 to 743 code for a protein of 219 amino acids. Gene Ontology annotation, molecular function: ubiquitin protein ligase activity. The transcript is spliced from 2 exons. Lineage: Eukaryota; Metazoa; Chordata; Chondrichthyes; Orectolobiformes; Hemiscylliidae.